Molecule: messenger RNA, 1278 nt
Organism: Triplophysa dalaica
Lineage: Eukaryota; Metazoa; Chordata; Actinopteri; Cypriniformes; Nemacheilidae
Gene: slc25a26
Product: solute carrier family 25 member 26
Exons: 10
Coding region: 99-902 (267 amino acids)
Biological process (GO): transmembrane transport
Cellular component (GO): mitochondrial inner membrane
Molecular function (GO): S-adenosyl-L-methionine transmembrane transporter activity
Source: RefSeq, a predicted model, not a curated record
GCGCCCUUGAUGAACGUGUAGUUUUUGUAGAGGCGUCUCACUGUCGUACAUUACAUGUUGCUUUGACGACUAAUGGGAGGGAUACUAUCGCGUGCAGUAUGGAUAGACGAUCGUUCACAGCUUCUCUUGUGGCAGGGGGCUGUGCAGGAAUGUGUGUAGACCUCACUCUCUUCCCUCUUGACACCAUAAAGACAAGAUUACAGAGCCAGCAGGGCUUCUACAAGGCAGGAGGUUUCCGAGGCAUCUAUGCAGGGGUCCCAUCUGCAGCUAUAGGCUCUUUUCCCAAUGCUGCUGCAUUCUUCGUCACCUAUGACAGCACCAAGUCUCUACUCGCUGGCUCCACUGCUUCACACUUGACCCCCAUCACUCACAUGCUGGCUGCUUCAUUAGGAGAAAUUGUUGCCUGUUUGAUCCGUGUCCCAACUGAAGUGGUAAAACAGAGGACGCAGGCAAAUCCCUCCCUCAGUACCUACCGUGUGCUACUAAAUACACUACAAGAAGAGGGUUUCAGAGGGUUGUAUAGAGGUUAUGGCAGUACAGUCCUCAGGGAGAUCCCGUUCUCACUGGUGCAGUUCCCUCUCUGGGAGUACCUGAAGACCGUGUGGUGGAGGAGCCAGGGAGGAACGCUGGACUCUUGGCAGGCAGCAGCGUGCGGAGCUGUUGCAGGUGGGGUAGCAGCACUCGUCACAACUCCGCUAGAUGUGGCAAAGACUUGGAUAAUGUUGGCCAAGGCCGGGACGAGCACAGCUAGUGGAAACAUCCCUCUGGUUUUGUAUGAGGUGUGGAGGAGCAGAGGAAUACCUGGACUGUUCGCUGGCAGCAUCCCCAGAAUGACGUUCAUCAGCAUGGGAGGUUUCAUCUUCCUCGGAGUAUAUGAGAAAGUGCGCCGUACGCUUACAUAAGGGCCAUCUCCACAAAACAACGAGGCCGACUCACCCUUGCAGAAUCAGCAAAACAACAGUCUGAUAUCAGAAGCAAAGUGUAAAGCACCCCUACAGUUGAGCGGGAGGUUAGUCAGCUCUGCGAUGGUAAAGCUCUCUGUCCCGGUUUGAACUGGUGGUCUUCAGGGGCACAGCUAGGACACCUGGUGCCUGGAUAAAAAGAUCACAUAACAUGUAGGUUUGCAUUCCUGCUCAACAGUGCACAACAUAUUGAGUUUAACUGCCGGAAUUCCAGUUCUUCAACAACAGAUCAUGUUGAAACUUAAAUGUCAUGUUUGCAUUCGAUGUAUGAAAGCUAUGGACUUCUUUUGUAUUUCUUAUGCAAUAAAGUGGUUUU